UGGGCAAGCAGCGUGCAUUGACUCCUGUGACGAGGAAAAACUGAUCAAAAGAAUUAUCGUGGGCCCUGAUCAGUGAUCCAUAAAGCUCAUUAGAAUUCGAGUACUGCAUUCUGUAUGUAUAUAGACGCACAUAACUCUACCGUGAACUUUACACAAUGAAAUACUCGUUUGCAUAGAUUACGAUUUAUUACCAGCAACUAUACAACACCAGCUAAGUCAGCAGUCUUAAAUCUCUGGUUAAAACUAUAUAUACCAGUCAURGCGGCUGUCAGGGAUGAUUUUUCUGGCAGGAAAGACAGGAAAACUAGUAAGAAUUUAAGACAAGAAUACACAAAGUUGAUUAACAUGGAUCAGGGUUUGAUGGAAGCUCGAAGGUGGAUCGAGAGAAUAACGUUCACGCCAUUCAAGCACAGUGACUUUCGUGAAUCUCUAGUUGACGGUGUUUUACUCUGCGAGCUUGUUGUUAAUGUGGCUAGUAUGUCGAUCGGACGAAUAAAUCGUUCUUCUACAGCUUAUGCGAGCACAGAUAACAUUAAGUUGUUCCAAAGGGCCUGUGAGACGUUGGGCUUUGAUAAAUCUCAGUUGUUUGAUGUAACAGACCUACAAGAGGUGCCAGUUAAACGAGGACAGAGUGUACUUGAACGGGCCAAAGAAUCUCAAAGACGACUUGCCAAGGUCUGUCUCACUGUCUACUGGCUUGGCAAAUAUGCCAAUGAUACUCUGAACUUUACUGGGUCAUCUUCACUCGACGAGUCUUGUUUUCAACAUCUCCUUCAGAACCAGUUACCAGAGUUACCAGAGAUAGAAGGUGCGGAACCAAUACGACACGAACCCAUUGAAACUAAACAAUCAGAGCCCAGCGAAUCAAUUAAAGACAAACACGAAAUCGUUACAGAGGCUAUUGACUACAGCACUAACAUACAAACCUUCAAACAGCUCGAAGAAGAGUCUAAGAGGGUUCAAGAAGAGGUCGAGAGGCAACGUCGUAGAUCUUUCUCAGCGUCUGACAAAGAAAAUCAAUUCAUCGAGGAAGAAAAAGAUAGAAGACGAAAAAGUAUUGGUAGUAAACCGGUGUGGAAGGAAGGCGACAGUAGAUACAAGCAUAAGAAGGAGAUUCUUGGUGGCUGGAAGGACCCAAUCAAGAACAGGCGUGACCGGAUUGUUCAAGGUGGAGAAAGUCCCCCGAAAGAAAAAAGAAUUGCUGGCUUGAAUAUGAGAUCUCCUGGUGACAUGCGUGACAAAUUGUCACGCUUCGAGCAGAUGAAUCGCCAAACAUCUGAGGAAUCUGAAGUUAUUCAAGGCAAACGUUCUCGUCCAAAAUCUUGGGGUGGUGGAGAUUCGCUAACUCGAGGAGGAUCUCUUGUGGAUAAAGCCAAUAAAUUUGAAAGCCUCCAAAGGCAAGCUGACAAGGAAAGUGCCGUACUACACGGUGAACUGCGCAUGCCUGCAGUAGAUAACGACGAUAAACGACAGAACAGAGCACCUGUGCUUAGUGCUGCUACGGUUAAUAUAAAGGAUAAACACAGUAAAUACGAGAAGCUAGACAAGACAGCUCAUCAGCAAACUAUGGUGUUAGAAGGAAAACACCGUGAAAAUGAGACUGACUUUGAGUAUGACAUUGGAGAUAAAGUUAGUGGACCAAUCCCAUUACCUGGAACAGCCGAUGUAAAACUGCGCGAAAAGAAAAGACAGUUUGAAAGUUUGGAUUACAAGGCCCAGAGGGAAAGCUCUAUUCUAAAGCUACAUAGUGGCAAGUCAUUUGAUGAUGCUACCCAGCGACCAAAGCGAUCUGAGCCCAGACCCAUGUCAAACGUGUUUGAUUAUCAGCGCUCUACUCAUUCUUAUGAGCCAGAGAGAAGUGGUGAUGUUGUCAUGCGUGAUGUAGAAGGGGAAGGGAUCCAGGCACGUGACAUGAACUUUGUGGAAAGUUCACCCAAUCAAAAUGAAGUCUUUAUGCAGAAUGACUAUGAAGCGGCCCCAAAACCUGUCUCCCCAAACCCUCCAGCUCCUCCCAGAGAAGAUUCUUUACGAUACAACUCCUUAACGAAAAGGCCCGAGGACUCAAUCAAAAAACUGUCGAAGAACAAGACAACGCUGUAUUCGUCCUUUGCUCAACAACCUGAAGAACCCAACAAAGGAGGAGCAAAGCGCCCCGCUCUGAAAUAUAAGGAGUUUAUCUCUUACCCUGUUACCAAGCAGAGAGAUCGCGUAGAACGAUAUAAUGCUGCCGUUGAACAACUUUCCAAGGAACCAGGAAAAAAAGACAUAAGCAGCGAUCAGUCGACUGGUAGACCGAGGAAAAAGUCUCUUGGCAGUGAUGAGUGGAUCAAAGUUAGGCCUGUUGAAGAGCCUACUGAAGAUCUAUCCAAGCGACCAAUCCAAAAGCUUUGGGAUCGAGAGCCAGAAGAUGAAGAUACCGAUCACAAGAAGCGAUCACAACCAGUUGAUACGUCAUUUACUGUUGUUGAGAAUUCUAAUUAUGUUCCUGAUGUGAAGAACAUGAGAUACAAAGACUUUGCUGCCCCGCCAAAGAGUGUUGUGAAGGAUCAUGUGAUAAUGUCAAAUGCUUCUGUCGUUGAGUCUUCUGGACCUAGGAAAAUCAGUGGUAUUGGUCCUUAUAGUAACUUUGCACAGCAAGCCGCCGCUCAAGAUCCAAACAAACCUGCUCCUAAGGUGUCCAUGUCUUACCGGGACUUUGUUGUGCCUCCUCCAAAGGAAGGUUCCACCAGUGAAUCAGAAAAGGCAAAAGCAAAGAAAGUCAAAGAUUUGACAAAAAGGUUCAUGGAGUUGGAGGCAGAACAGCUCAAGCCUAAAGAAGGUGGUCCACCGCAGCCCAAAUCACUAGUGGACAGGGACGAACUCGUACGCUAUGAAAGAGAGUCUCGAGCUCGUAGUUGGUAUGGAGGGCCUCUGGGACUUGACGAUGAAGAAUUUGAAGGUGCUUAUAGACGAAGAGUGCGAAGAUGGUCUGACUAUGAGUACGAAGAAGGGGAUAAGACAAAGAGCUCACCGUGGGAACAAGAACAAGAACCUGAGCAAUCAGAUGACGAGAUGCAAAGCCGCAAAUACCCAGGCACAAGUGCUGCUUCCUCUAACCAAUACCAGUCUUACAACGGGUCAGUUGACCCAGAAAUUGAAGUCAGGAAAAAACCACAAGUGGAAAGCAGCAGAGAAUGGCACCAACCACAGCCUCCACGUUCAGUUGAACCCCUUCAUGAUGAAAUAGAAGUCAGAAAAAUACCACAAGUGGAAAGCAGCAGAGAAUGGCACCAACCUCAGCCUGCAUCAACUGAGUAUCCUCAACGUUCAGUUGAACCCCUUCAUGAUGCCGACCCCAUUCCGUAUGGUCAGACUCAUGAACAAGAUAUGCGACCCACUAUAUCAAUGUUUCAACACUCAGAGCCUGAAGCACCACAACAUGAAGAUCAGUCCUCUUCCGGGGAAGACCGUAGGUACGGACCUACGACCUCCACUCACGCACGUACUAUUGGUACUCGCAGCUGGAAUGAAUUUGAAAGCUCACGACGCAAGAAAUCAAUGGAACUGUUAGACAAUCGUCCAUCUGCUAAACCGUACGAUUCAAAAGAACAACAAAAAGUCAAAGGAGAAGCCGAUAUAUACAAACUCAAAAGACCAGCUGAUUACUUACCAAAAUACAAAGCAGAUCAAGCUGACAAACCUUCAAGUCAACCCUCCUACCACGAGCCACCCAAGCCUGAAGAUACCUAUCACCAUUAUUUCCAGUCUAAGACGCUAGACGAUUUUGUACCACAAGAAAAGUAUCCACAGUCUCAACCCGAAAAAUAUGAUGAAGAACCAAUGCCAACUUCGUACCCCACGUACUACCAACAAGACACAGACGACCAGUAUCGUAAAGGUGUUGCUACAGAGGUAGUUCAAGCUGGAAAGCCUUUGAUCGUAAGUGCAAAACUUCAUGACAAGACGAAAGACCAAAAACCUGUCCAAAAGCCUAUUCCAGGGGAUCAAGCAUACGAAAUUGUUGCCACUACAGAAACGUCCAAUAUUGUUGAAAGUACGCAGGACUUCAAGGCUCAACAGAAACUGUGGGAAGAUUUGAGUAGCCACAAACAAACACAACCAGUUGAAGAGCCGACGGAAGCGUUUCAAGUUAAGGAAUUACAAGCAGAAAAACACGUUGCCAUGCAACCUGACAUACAAAAGCCACGGAAAGCGGAGACACAUGAAAGAGAAGUAGAACCUGUCGUUACAAAAUCGAAACGACCACAAAUGUUUGCUAUCGUUGGACAAGGUAGACAAGUUCGACCCUUGGUAGCUGAGGUUCCUGAACCAGUCGUAGUUUCUCAAAAGCAUCCGAAAGAAGAAGUCCCUCAACUUGACAAUAAAGAGGAACCCAGAGCUAUACCAGAUCAGACGAGGCAACAACACCCGGCAAAUGUAUUGAUAUCACCGUCCUUAUCAGGGGCAAAAGUAUUUAAUUUCGACGAAGAUCAGAACAAAAAGGAUGCAGCGAAAAGUCAUCCGCACACUGAAAAACAACUCAUCCCAGCCAAGAAAAACGAAACAGUUGUCGUGGAAACUGUCACCGUUGUGGAAAAAAGUAGAGGUUUCGACGAAGAUAUUUUCAAAGCUUUAGAGUUAAGUGAGGACGAAAGAUUGAAAAGAAACAUCCAAAACCCUGAAUAUCGGGAAAAGCUCAGAAAAGAGGUCGAAGAGAAGAACAGAAAACAACGUGAGGAAGCUAAACAUCUGACAAACCUUCAGAUGCGCCAAUCGUUAGGAACUAAAGAUAUGGUAAAUGACGGAGAAGGAAGAUUAAGACAAGAACACGCUGAAGGAUUAGAAAAUGCUGGCGGAAAUCUAGAAUACCUGUAUGAUUAUAAUGCUAACAGAACAGAAGACUACGCCAGAAAAGAUGACCCAAGGUAUUAUGCAAACCAGAGGAACAGACCUAACCAAAGGCAAUACGAAAUCGAUAGAAGAGAACAAGAACGUAGUGAAAAUGAACGUUUAAGGCAAGAACAUCUUCACCGAGAACGACUGAAGCAGCAGCAAAUGGAAGAGGAACUUGAAGAAAAGCGUGAAUGGGAACGUAGAGAACAAGCAAGACUGGAGUAUGAAAGACGAGAGCAAGAAAGACUAGAACACGAACGCAGAGAACAAGAACGUAAGGAACGCGAAAGAAAAGAACAAGAAAGGCGUGAAUGGGAACGUAGAGAACAAGAAAGAAUGGAACUUGCACGACGAGAGCAAGAAAGACUAGAACAUGAACGCAGAGAACAAGAACGUAAGGAACGCGAAAGAAAAGAACAAGAAAGGCGUGAAUGGGAACGUAGAGAACAAGAAAGAAUGGAACUUGAUCGACGAGAGCAAGAAAGAUUGGAGCAUGAACGACAAGAGCAAAGACGUAAAGAGUUAGAACAAAGGGAACGCGAAAGAAAAGAACAAGAAAGACGUGAAUGGGAACGUAGAGAACAAGAAAGAUUGGAACUUGCACGACGAGAGCAAGAAAGAUUGGAGCAUGAACGACAAGAGCAAAGACGUAAAGAGUUAGAACAAAGGGAACGCGAAAGAAAAGAACAAGAAAGGCGUGAAUGGGAACGUAGAGAACAAGAAAGACUGGAACUUAAACGACAAGAGCAAGAAAGAUUGGAGCAUGAACGCAGAGAACAAGAACGUAAGGAACGCGAAAGAAAAGAACAAGAAAGGCGUGAAUGGGAACGUAGAGAACAAGAAAGACUGGAACUUGAACGACAAGAGCAAGAAAGAUUGGAGCAUGAACGCAGAGAACAAGAACGUAAGGAAUGCGAAAGAAAAGAACAAGAAAGGCGUGAAUGGGAACGUAGAGAACAAGAAAGACUGGAACUUGAACGACGAGAACAAGAAGAAAGAUUGGAACUUGAACGACGAGAGCAAGAAAGAUUGGAGCAUGAACGACUAGAGCAAGAAAGAUUGGAGCAUGAACGACUAGAGCAAGAAAGACUGGAACAUGAACGGGUUGAACAACAGUUCAGAGAACAAGAGAGAAAGGAGCAAGAGCGCAUGGAAGAGGAGCGUAGAAGACGAGAACAGCUAGAACGUGAAAAGUACGAACAAAAUCGCAGAAGACAAGAUGAACAAAGACAAAGAGGACGUUAUGGAACACGUGAACAUGAACGUCACGAUCAUCGUGAUGAGCGACAUGACCCGCGUGAAACGCACAUGCGUCACGAUUAUCGUGACGUGGAGCGACACGACCCACGUGACACACACAGGCGUCAUCAUCGUGAUGAGGAGCGACACGACCCACGUGACACACACAGGCGUCAAGAUCAUCGUGAUGAGGAGCGACACGACCCACGUGACACACACAGGCGUCAAGAUCAUCGUGAUGAGGAGCGUUAUGAUCCACGUAAGCGUGAGUCGCACGAUUAUCGUGAUCGCCAACGUUACGAGAGAGAACGCAUUCAGAGGGAACGUAGAGAACAGGAACGUCUCGAUCAAGAGCGCAGAGAACGUGAACGUCGCGAACGACAUCGCAGAGAACAAGAGCAUCUUGGACCAGAAGAAAGAGAACGACAUCGUCUCGAGCAGCAACGACGUGUCCAUGAGAUGGUGGAACAGCAGCAACGAGAAGAAGAAGAGUACAAAAAGAGUCUUUCUAGAGAAGACGUCCACAUACAUGCUGCCAGUCAGCAGGGACCUCAGACAGACAGUAACACUAACUGGACAAAGAUUGAAGAUGGAUCGCGGUAUUCUAUCUAUGAAACGUUUAUUGCUGCCGACCAAAAACGUGUCGUGUGUACAAGCUGUGGAAUCCCUAUCAACAAAGACACUGCUUUGUUUGUCCAAGAAUUAAAUCGCUAUUGGCACAAGAAAUGUUUCCGUUGUGUUGUCUGUCAGGUUAUCUUUGGAUCGAAAGAGCAGCGCAGUCCUUUAAUGGUUUCAGACUCUUUGCUUCAUUGUGAAAAUUGCUUCAUUACAAAUGAAGGAGAGAAGUACACUGAAGUUUAAGAGAAGAAAAUCCACAUGAAAUCCAAGCCCAAACCUUGGAUCCUAAUCGCUUUAAUUGUACUAAUACAUAUCAUCGUCAUAGCGUAUUUUAUACAACCUCUCAUCUUAUUUCAUUCGAUAUGGUUUUUAUAUAGAAUCAAACAUUUUCUUGCAGCAUAACUGGCCUUCUAAGUGACUUUUAUCAACCAGUACUGUAACUGUUUUAAAAUCGCGUAUAAUAUAAUAAUAUUUGCUGGGCGACACCAGUGAUGUUACCGGCGACUCUUUUGCUACAAAAUAAUGAGUAAUUCUCAAAAACACCCAUAUCAUAGCGUUAAGUUUGUAGAAAUUGAAAAUAUCAAAAAUAUGUAAUUUACUCGUAAUAAUCCAUUUUUUACUCGGAAAGAUCGUACCUCGAGCAUCCAGUCCAUCGUGCAUACAAUUGUCCGUCUGAAUUAUUGAAUGUACCUUCUAGAUUCGAUGUCACUGUAGCUUUGUACAACAGAAUUCAUGAUGAUGCAUCCAAACAAAGUGUGACUAGAAUAAAUACACUUUAGAGUUA
Actinia tenebrosa (Australian red waratah sea anemone) is the source of this 7513-nucleotide messenger RNA. RefSeq lists its product as uncharacterized. Gene Ontology annotation, biological process: regulation of cell adhesion; regulation of signaling. The record is from RefSeq and is a predicted model, not a curated record. Gene Ontology annotation, molecular function: protein binding. Lineage: Eukaryota; Metazoa; Cnidaria; Anthozoa; Actiniaria; Actiniidae.